CAUACGAAGAGGCGGCGAUUUUUAUUCAUCAACAGAUCGCAUUCACCUUGACGAAAUGUUUUAAUUUUUCGGCUUUCAUCAUCAAACACCUUCCUUCAUGCCUCCUCCAAUUUUCAGGGUGAACAGAUCGCGAUCUCGCCCACAACCUUCAUCCCUCCGCGGUCGCACGGUGGCGACCAACUCUCGAUCUCACCAUGAGUCGACAGGUUCGUGUUCGGAAGCUAAACAAAUCUACAUCGCAGCAAGUCUUUCAAGAAAAUGAGAUCGACUCUGCAGAAUACAAAGUGCUCCUGAAUCAGCUUUCAGUGAGCAUCGAAUCUGGCGUGGAAAAAUCCGAAGAAAAGGAAUACCAUCUCCAGGCAGCAUUAAAAGCAAGCUCAGCAGCGGAUAAGGAUGCCCCAAAGGAAAUCCCCGCGCCGCCAGCAGAACUGUCAAAAGACAUUGAUUAUGAUGCCCUGUACUCAUUAAUAUUUGACAAACCUGCUACCUACAUCCGCUUCUCCCAAACCGUCGAGGAGACCAGGGGUUGUCAAUAUGAUAUGACCACCGAAGAUGAUGUCUUCCUCAAAGCAUACAACCAAAAGAGGCCAGCUGGCUCUAAGUGCUCCGAAGAUGAUUUCGAAAAGAUCAUGGAAAUCUACGAAGAGACCGCGGAUGUCCAAGCCCCAUUCGCAUCAGUAGAUGGCACCGUGAUACCCUACGAUAUCAUGAGAUCUGCUUUGAAACAACAAGUUGACGAGAAGAUCCAAGAGUUCGCAAGAGACAUCUAUGACCACUGGAGAGCAAGUAGGCAAAAGUCGGGCAACCAUCCGCUCCAACCAACUCUCAAAUUUGAGAAAAAUCAAGAAAAGGAUGAUGGAGACCCAUAUGUCUGCUUCCGACGCCGAGAUAUUCGGCAGACUCGGAAGACAAGACAGCGGGACAUGCAGAGUACAGACAAACUCAAGCGACUGAGGAAGGAACUGGAAGAUGGAAGACUCCUCAUAGCCAUGGCACUGCAAAGAGAAUUGACUAAACGGGAACUUCUGAAAGUGGACCGAAACAUCUUCGAGCAACGUGCGAAGGUUAAGGAAGCCAAAGUCCGUCUCGGAAUCAAGACCGACGAUGAGGACUUGAUCAACCAGAGGAAGAGGAAGAUGCCAGAUUCUGUUAUGCUUCAGCGUCCUCCUGGAACUCAGCUGCGCAUACCUGGCCGGUCUGAUGGCCGUCCACUCGAUGCCGAUCUCAUCUUAUUGGAGGACCUGCUUGCUCAGAAGGAGAACAUGCUCCAGAAUGAAAUUGAAGAAAAAGCUGCUCAGCAUCGAAAAUGGAACCAAGGCCAUGUCGACUUGACUCGAGAACCUCUCUCACCGGUCAACGGUCAAGGGGUAGAGACGGGCUUCCGUCCUGCAACUGCCCAAUAUCAGUACCUGAUGACACCACCUUCUUCUGUGACAUCGGAAUCCUUUGACCAGCCCUCUCCCAUCCAGGAGAAGCCUGAACCCUUCACCUUCAGGUACAGUUCCCCUCCUGAAGAAGAUCUGCCCCAGGGACAACCAGCGUAUCGUCGGAGAAUCGGUCGUAAUGGCCGCCUCUGGAUCGACCGCAGAGGGAUGUCAUCCGCAGCAGCGAAGGGUGUUGACGAGAGCGGGUCCGAUCGUUGGAAGUACGACCAAGACGACGACGAUGAGCAAGCCGUCUACGAACUGGACCCAUACGACACCAAAGCAUUGCGGUUCCGAGCAACCAUCCCCUUUCCCAACCACCUCUACCCCCAACGAACUCGACAGGAGGCUGCACAAGUAGCCAGACCUCCUGGCGUCAGUCCGGCAAAUAGCCGCGCCAUCGCUACCACCCAGCAGCCAAGAGCACCCACUUGAGUUUUUCAACCAUCUCCUCUCACAACAUCCCGGAACACGAAAUCGCGCCCUUAUGGCGCUCCUGUACAUCACACCUUUCCCGGAGCAUCAUUUGAAGAUGCGUGUUUGACUUGGAGGCGUUAUCCACGGAUCCGGGUGAACAAAGCUUUGUUGGUAUUAGACGUUGUGUCACCACAGGCCUAGAAGAUAAAGGCAGAUACAGGUCGUCUGUUGUAUUUUAGUUAGCGCUCAAGAGAGCAAGCAAGAAAAACAAAUAAAGCCAUUUUGCCGGGGGUUAAACACUCUCAGACAGAAUAGAACCUAUCAUGGAAAACGUGCCUUUCGUAGUUCAUCUGAACCGA
Molecule: messenger RNA, 2200 nt
Organism: Hyaloscypha bicolor E
Lineage: Eukaryota; Fungi; Ascomycota; Leotiomycetes; Helotiales; Hyaloscyphaceae
Product: putative enhancer of polycomb-like protein 1
Exons: 3
Coding region: 195-1859 (554 amino acids)
Biological process (GO): regulation of transcription by RNA polymerase II
Cellular component (GO): piccolo histone acetyltransferase complex
Source: RefSeq, a predicted model, not a curated record